This is a messenger RNA of Pelobates fuscus (common spadefoot toad), 1213 nucleotides long. It is a transcript of the gene SAPCD2, whose product is annotated as suppressor APC domain containing 2. The coding region runs from base 28 to 1092 and encodes 354 amino acids. The transcript is spliced from 6 exons. NCBI's taxonomy places the organism in Eukaryota, Metazoa, Chordata, Amphibia, Anura, Pelobatidae. The record is from RefSeq and is a predicted model, not a curated record.
GCUGAGUGAUACUUUGUGUCCGGAGCCAUGGCGCUGACCGGGGGGCCCGUCCCCAGCACCCAGGGGCUCCCCCCCAGCACCCAGGGGCUCCCCCGAGCCUUCCUGCACAGCCUGCGGACCCUGUUCGACAUCCUGGAUGACCGGCGGCGGGGGGCGGUGCACAUCACGGAGAUAGAGAGCCGCUGGCAGGGGGCAGAGACCCGGGAGCUCCCCCCCGGGGUGCUGCACUGUCUGCGGAAGGUGGCGCCCCCCGACGGCUACCUGACCUUCGACCGCUUCGUCCUCGGACUCCGAACCUCAAUGCUCAAUAGCCACAACCGGGAGAACUGCCAGGCGGGGGCCCCCAGGGGACCGUGCAAGCACCCCGGCGGCAAACCUGCCCCUCUGGGGGUCCGAUACAUGAACGGGGUCCGGGAGAACCCCCCGCAGUGUGAGAGCUCGGCCGCCGCCUACCGGGGAACCCCGGGACUGAGUCACGGAGGGGAAGUGAAGCCCAUGUGUCGAUCGCACAGCGAGACCACCAGCGAGGGCCUGGUAGACCAGUGCCGGCAUCAGCGUAGCCGAGGGGAGCACCGAAGGCACACCAUCACCAACGGGGUGGAUUAUAGCAUGCUGAAAAAAAUGAAGGAAUUGGAGCAAGAUAAGGACUUUCUGAUUCAGGGUCUGGAGAUGGUGGAACGAGCUCGUGAAUGGUACCACCAGCAAAUCCACACUGUACAGGAGCAACAGAGAAACCUUGGAAAGACCCGAACGGAUUAUAUUUGUGAUGGUGUCCAUGGAUCUCCAUUCUCAUUGCUCCCUAAACUACAGGAAGUUAAUCGUUGCCUGAGUGACCUCAUCGCUCCUGGAAAGGCCGGUACGGUGUACCUCUCAGUUCCUGGUGGCCAACCGGUGCCUCUGGAUACCGUAGUAAGGCAACAAACUAUCAACAUGUUGAAGGAGCAGAACCGACUUCUGACAAAGGAGGUGUCGGAUAAGAGCGACCGAAUCACGCAGCUAGAGCAGGAGAAAUCGGCUUUAAUAAAACAGUUGUUUGAAGCGAAGGCUCGAAAUAACCCAGACACCAGCCCCAUGGACUCUACUUUUAUUUAGCCGAUUCAGGACCAUCUCUGCUUUGGGGAGGAACUAUUUUUUUUGCACAUUUUGACCAGAGCCUGUGCCCUGUGCUGUAUGGGGUGGAAGUAUGCUUAGUGCACCUGCUGCGUAAUACAGC